Molecule: messenger RNA, 624 nt
Organism: Falco peregrinus (peregrine falcon)
Lineage: Eukaryota; Metazoa; Chordata; Aves; Falconiformes; Falconidae
Gene: CFAP144
Product: cilia and flagella associated protein 144
Exons: 4
Coding region: 41-403 (120 amino acids)
Cellular component (GO): ciliary base
Source: RefSeq, a predicted model, not a curated record
CGUCGCCAGCCGACGGGACGCCGCGUAUCUGGGCGGGGCCAUGGCCGCCCGCGGCGGGCAGCGGGAGCCGCCGGACCCGGUGCGGCAGAACCAGCUCCUGUGCGAGCGGGUGCGGAAGGAGCGGCAGUGCCAGAGGCUGCGCACCCAGUACAGCGUGAACCCGCUCCACCGUGUUCACACUAUCACCAAGAAGCCUAUGUCUUGGCAUGAUAAUAUAGAAGAGCCAGCAGAUGCUGCGUUUCUCAGUCUUAUUCACCAUGCAGCGCUGGAGCCAACAAAGAAAUAUUCAGAGCCACAAACUGAAAGCCAAGAAAUUGGUUGGAACACACAACCUUUGAUUCACGUGGACCGUACUGAUUGCAGGCUCUACUUCCCACGCCGAAGAACUGACAUCACUAAAUAAAUGGCUGCUACAGGGCACAGCGAGGAGCAGUCAGAACUGCAGUAGUAGUGGCAAAACCACACAACUUAGAUAGAAGCAGUUAAUGGUAUCUCCUGUUAGGCCCUGCUUGUUAUUAGGUAGACUUCUGGCAAGAGAAGAUAUUGAGAAAAGGGAAGAGAGAACCUCAAUCUGUCCAGAUUUUCAGCCUGACAAUAGUUACAGAAAUAAACCUGUUUAUAAGA